Molecule: messenger RNA, 2436 nt
Organism: Uncinocarpus reesii 1704
Lineage: Eukaryota; Fungi; Ascomycota; Eurotiomycetes; Onygenales; Onygenaceae
Exons: 3
Coding region: 1-2436 (811 amino acids)
Biological process (GO): nuclear inner membrane organization
Cellular component (GO): nuclear inner membrane; mitotic spindle pole body; chromosome, centromeric core domain
Source: RefSeq, a predicted model, not a curated record
AUGGCGCCCUUUUUUAAAAAGCGUUUGCAAUGUUUUUAUUGCGGUUCUCGAUCAGCACAGUUGCAAAAAAGCGCGAUCCGCCAGUGGCAGUGUCGCGAAUGUCAGGCAGUAAACUAUCUGGACGAGACCUUGGCUUCCUAUCUUCCGCCGCAAUCACACCCUGAGUAUGAAGUAUACGAAGCGUCCUACCCGGCCUACCGACAAAGUUUGGAAGACCGAUACCCGCAAGUAUGCGAAAAUUGCGAGCCAAGGGUUAUCUCGCGGAUCAAACGUGCGGGCUAUGAAGCAAAAGCAGAUCAUCUACGGCGGAUGAUGGAACGAAGCAGGGGCGGGAGAACUGUGCGGAACAAGCGAAAAUGGAGAUGGAGGAGUCUGUUGGUGUCGACCGGUGCUGUGGCAUUCUGGGCAAGUGUUGCUGGUCAACUGGCUUGGGAUAUCAUCGGAUUUAUGGCCGAUACUACUGUGGCCACGGAAAAUCAACAACGAAUACAAUUAUCAAAGUCUCUUCUCCGAUCCUGCUUGAAAGAAGGUCAGAAACACGGGGUCAUGCCGAUUCAAUGCGCUUUGGCCUUGCAGCCAUAUGCCGGGCUGGCACUGAUUCUGGGAGUGCUUUCGCUGUGGUGGAAUCCAAAGCUUCGCCACAAGGUCGAGGGACGGUCCGGGCGCAUAAGUGGAGCGCGUGAAUAUUAUCGCAUCCAGAUCGUCGUGCUGGUAGUGAGGUUUGUUGCUUGGACUGUGCUACAGGAUGCUUCUAUCACUGGCCUCAAUCCCAAGCUGGUGCCUGCCGUCCAUAGUUUUAUGGCUAUCUUGAUAAUAGUCACGACAAUUGCCUCAAGGGCAGCCAUUCGAUUCUCCAUCAAACCGCUUGUUUCCUGGAAUGACAAUAUAGGAUCUUUAAUAUCCAAACGCAAUGGAGACGCAGAGCUCUCGUCGCAGAGUUUCUCGAAUCCACAGUCGUCAAGCAUCAGCCUGAGCCAAAGCCUGCCGCGGUUUCCAGUUGCCAAUCUCGCUCCAGCCCCCGCUCAUGUCAAUGCCUUGGGUCCUGAAUCGUAUAUUCCUCCAACGCCUCCUCCGGACAUGGUUGUCGAUUCCGACGCCAUGGAUUGGACUCCCUCUCAACAAACACUACAGCCGACUUUCCAUAUUAGUCGCAACCAACCUGAGCCUGAUGCACCGCCUAUACACCCGUCUCCGUUUCGUGGACAACUACCUGCGGCGCCUAAACCACUCUCCUGGCAGCUCCGCAACCCAGAACGUCAGCCUAUAGUUAAGUCGAUCGAAAACAAACCGAACCCCUUCCAUACGGCCCCCAUUUUACACCCGUCAUCAAACAUACCACAACAAAAUCAAAUUGCGACGAAAUCAACCGACAUGGUGAUGGCACCACCGAGAUUCUUCCCUCCAAACGACCUCAAGGCAGAGACUGGCUUGGAAAGUUUAUUCGACAAAGCCUUUUCAAUCGCAGAAAGCCCAAAGACCGAGAGACGGUCAAUGUCGAAGAUGCCUGAUCGUGGGCCGAUAAUCAAUAAACCUCUUCAUAUUAUAAAGAGUAUCUUUUUGGUUGUGUGCUUGGGAUUAUGGGUUGGAUCGCAGUCUCUUGCUUUACCCAAAAACACCACUGAAACAGUGGUGUUAGGCCUUAGCUUUCUCGUGACUGGAUUCUCUCUUCUUGAAUUGUUGAUGAGGCCGAUGAUGCACUGGAAGAUGAUUGACAUCUUUCUGUCUUUGGCCGAGCUGGUUGGCUGCGUUUACCUGGCUUUGGUCCGGGCUGGCCAAUUUGGAGAUCCAACGGCCUUUGAUAAAGCCGGACCCUAUCUGGUGGCGUUUUUGACAGGACAAGAAAUGUUUGGCCUCCGGUCCAUGUUUAGUGCGUCGAGGCCGGUGGUCGCCGCAAAGAUGCCGAUCAAACAAGAGAUCAAACGGCCAACUUCACCCCCCUUGCUGUCAUGUUCUCUUUCGACCUCCAGCGGCGAACGAACUCCAACCCGAUCAUCCUUCAUCUCAGCUCCGGCGCUGGCCAACAAGUCUCGCAGCUCGCCGUCCAAAAGACAGCCACAGAGUUUCAAAGCUCCCAGCAUCCCUCAGCCCUUGGACCCAAGCUCAAGUUUCCUCAACCGACAGAAUACCUUCACUCCACUCGCGAAACCUGAAUAUCCACUGUCUCUUCCAAACUCAUUCUCUGGCCUGGCCCAAUCGCAGCUCCUCUCAUCGUCCUUUGGAUCCACAGAGCGUUUUAUGUCACCCGCGUCCACUGCAUCUGUCACCUCGACGGAAUAUGAUGCAUCUACCAUCUCAGAGCCCCCUUCUCCUAUAUUAUCUACCCGCCAUCGAACGCCAGGCCCGUCGAUAACUAGUCUCAGUCUAGAUGACAGCCCAAUACCCAUGAAGAAUAUUCCACCAACCCCGCGAUAUUCGCUGCGAAGUCGCCGGCGUUGA